AUUAGUUUUGGGAUCAUUUGUUUUUUGUUGUAGUUGUUUCCAUAGAGAUGGUCUUUCUCUUGGAACUUCAUUUUUGAAGGAGAGUGAGAGAAAGCAAGAGAAAGAGUUAGGAAAUGAAAGAAGUUUUGGGAAUAUAUAUUUUGUUGACAGGAUGGAGGGAGGCUCAGCAGCUUAACCCAAAUAAUAGAAGUAUCGAACCCCCGGUCACUAUCAUCAGAUGGGCAAAACCUUCGAGAGGCAGACUCAAGUGUAAUAUUGACACAUCCUUUUCACAUAACAAAGUGGGUAUCGGUGCUUGCGUUAGAGAUCAUGCAAGUCAGUUUAUUGUAGCCCGAACUGAUUGGUUUUCGCCUUGUACGGAUGUUGCUAUUGGGGAAGCUCUUGGUCUUUUUAAAACCUUAAAGUGGGUUCAUGAGCUGGGUUUUGACAAUAUGGAUUUCGAGUUGGACGCAAAGCGCGUUGUGGAUAAUGUGACUAAUCCGAAACCAAAUGAUUCGGACUUUGGUGCUAUUACUGGCGAGUGUAAUCGGUUGAUGGCUCUUUUAUUUAGGAACUCUCAUGUUAAGUUCGUUAGAAGACAAGCUAAUGAAGUGGCUCAUGCUCUGGCGCGGGUGGCUCCAUCUUUUGCUAGUUUUCAUAAUUUCCUUGAAAUUCCAACAUGUAUUCAGAAUAUUGUUAUUAAUGAAAUGAAUUAAUCUUUU
This is a messenger RNA of Vicia villosa (hairy vetch), 701 nucleotides long. RefSeq lists its product as uncharacterized. Gene Ontology annotation, molecular function: RNA-DNA hybrid ribonuclease activity; nucleic acid binding. The record is from RefSeq and is a predicted model, not a curated record. NCBI's taxonomy places the organism in Eukaryota, Viridiplantae, Streptophyta, Magnoliopsida, Fabales, Fabaceae. Bases 114 to 695 code for a protein of 193 amino acids. The transcript has 2 exons.